Molecule: messenger RNA, 3861 nt
Organism: Carassius carassius (crucian carp)
Lineage: Eukaryota; Metazoa; Chordata; Actinopteri; Cypriniformes; Cyprinidae
Product: polycystin-2-like
Exons: 14
Coding region: 501-3161 (886 amino acids)
Biological process (GO): release of sequestered calcium ion into cytosol; detection of mechanical stimulus; potassium ion transmembrane transport
Cellular component (GO): membrane
Molecular function (GO): voltage-gated calcium channel activity; muscle alpha-actinin binding; potassium channel activity
Source: RefSeq, a predicted model, not a curated record
UGCAUUAAAUAAAGGCGAUGGAGAGGUUUCCAGAGGUUGAUGUCAGUGUAACUGGAUUCCUCCAGACUGGAAACAACUGGGAACAGAACAAGAUGGCUGAGUGUGGACUGGAAAACUGUUUUUCUCCCCUCUCACAAAAGCUGGACUGAAGCGACCCAGAGUUAUUUUUGAGAAAAAAUACGCAAGUAUAACUUAAACUAUUCUUAAUUUUCAAAGCGUCUCUUCUUCCUGACAAAUAACGUUACCUUUCUGCGGAUUUUGUUGUGGUAUGAAGUUUUCACUGGGAUUUUCUCGCAUUUUUCUAUUGCAUAACGUCGUAAAAGUGGAUUUCGAGUUUUUUAAAAACUGAAACAAUAACUAUUCGAUAUCCUUGACUUGGUGGAAAUCGAAUUCGAGACUUUCUGAAUCUUGUUUUGGCAUCAUUUUGCACUAGCUUCCGGCUAAAGAGCGACUAAAAUGAAGAUGUUUGUUCAUAAUAUCCAGUUACUGUAAAUGACACGAUGAGCUCCAGUCGCGUCCGUCCUCAAGCACCGCAGGCCCAGGCGGCAUCUGCCCCCGCUGCCCCUGCAUCCUCUCCGCUUUAUGAAGGCAUCGAAAUGGAAAAAAUGCAUCAUGAAGAAGUGGGCCUUGGAGUGCCCGAUGAGAGCACCUCUCCACCCACCUCCAGCUCCCGACGGGCAUGGAGCCGGGAUAACCCAGGAUUCGAACCGGAGGAAGGGAUGAUGGAAGCGGACUGGCCUCCGGCGAGCCCGGGACCCGGGAGCUUCUCUGGCGUCAGUGCGCGGAUCAACAGAGGACUGUAUCCAACUCCACCAGCACAAGAACACCGCAGCUGUGGGAAGAGGAUACUGGCGAAAAUAAGAGUGCUGUGGGACACUCGUCUUUUGGGUGAGAGCAACAGUAACAGAGAGAUGUACCUGAAAACCGUCCUUCGAGAAAUGAUUACCUACAUCCUCUUUCUGGUCAUCCUCUGCAUAUUAACCUAUGGAAUGGUGAGCUCCAACAUGUACUACUACACCAAAGUCAUGUCCCAACUCUUCCUGGAUACACCACUGGCAAGCGGAGAACCCACGACCUUCAAGACCCUUUCAACCAUGGAGGACUUCUGGAAAUUCACAGAAGGCCCCUUUCUUGAUGGCAUGUACUGGGAGUUGUGGUACAACGGUAAGAGCCUACCAGAAAACCAGAGUCUGAUCUACUACGAGAACCUCCUGUUGGGUGUCCCACGUCUCCGGCAACUCAAAGUACACAAUGAGUCCUGUUCUGUCCAUGAGGACCUGCGGGAUGAAGUUUACGACUGCUACAGUGUCUAUUCUCCUGCCAAUGAGUAUAAGUCACCGUUCGGACCGAAAAAUGGCACAGCGUGGAGGUACUCAGAGGAGAGCAGUCUGGGUGAGAGCAGCUACUGGGGUCAGGUGUCGACUUAUGGUGGUGGAGGUUACUACCAGGACCUGUCACGCACUCGAGAGAAGUCAGCCAGUCAGCUGCAGGAGUUAAAAAACAACCUCUGGUUGGAUCGUGGCACUAGAGCAGUGUUCCUGGACUUCUCCAUCUACAAUGGCAACGUUAACCUGUUUUGUAUUGUCAGGUUGCUGGUGGAGUUUCCAGCCACAGGGGGCGCUAUGACCUCCUGGCAGUUCCAGACCGUGGGUCUUAUCCGGUAUGUGUCCAGCUGGGACUACUUUGUGGGGAUGUGUGAAGUGGCCUUCUGCCUCUUUGUGCUGUAUUACCUGGUGGAAGAAGUUCUAGAGAUCCGCCUGCAUCGUUUGCGUUACUUCAAGAGCCUGUGGAACUGCUUGGAUGUUGUCAUUGUUGCACUCAGCGUUCCAGCCAUCAUUAUGAACAUCUGCAGAACUUCAGCGGUCAGUCACAGACUUCACUUCCUGCUGGAGAACCACAACACAUACCCCAACUUUGAGCCGCUUGCUCGCCUUCAGGUUCACUUCAACAACCUGGCUGCCAUCAUUGUCUUCCUCUCAUGGGUGAAGCUUUUUAAGUUUAUUAAUUUCAAUAAGACCAUGAAUCAGCUGUCCACCACCAUGUCACGCUGUGCCAAGGACCUGAUGGGCUUCUCUAUCAUGUUUUUCAUCGUGUUCCUGGCCUACGCUCAGCUGGCGUAUUUAGUGUUUGGAACUCAAGUUAACGACUUCAGCACCUUUCAGGCCUGCAUUUUCACACAGUUCCGGAUCAUUCUUGGAGAUUUUGACUUCUCAGAAAUCGAGGAGGCCGACAGCGUGUUGGGGCCGAUUUACUUCACCACCUUUGUGUUCUUCAUCUUCAUGAUUCUACUGAAUGUGUUCUUGGCCAUUAUCAAUGAUACUUACUCUGAGGUGAAAGCUGACAUGGCCCAGCAGAGGUCAGAGAUGGAGAUCACAGACCUCAUUAAGAAGGGCUAUAACAGGGCGAUGGUCAAACUCAAGCUGAAGAAGACCUCCAUCAAUGACAUCCCAGACAGUUUACACCAGGCUGCAGGCAAACUCAGCGUUGAUGAGCUCCGACAAGACCUCAGGGGAAAGGGCCAUUCGGAUGCUGAGAUUGAAGCCAUUUUUGCCAAGUAUGACCUUGAUGGAGAUCAGGAACUGACUGAACACGAGCACCAGCAAAUGAGAGAUGACUUGGAGAAAGAGAGAGAGGACUUGGAUCUGGAGCACAGUUCGCUGCCCAGGCCAGUGAGUGGGCGGAGCCUCUCUCGUAGCCAGGAUGACUCAGAGGAGGAUGACGAUGAGGACAGUGGACACAGCUCUCGUCGCCGUGGCAGCAGCUCAGGAGGCAUGUCAUACGAGGAGUUCCAAGUGCUCGUGCGUCGAGUGGACCGCAUGGAGCACUCCAUCGGCAGCAUCGUUUCAAAGAUUGAUGCCGUUAUCAUGAAGUUAGAGGUCAUGGAGAGAGCCAAGAUGAAGAGGAGGGAUGUGCUUGGACGGAUCCUGAAUGGAGUCAUGGAGGAUGAGAGGUUGGGCCGGGAUCCAGAGAUGCACCGAGAGCAAAUGGACCGGCUGGUGAGAGAAGAACUGGAGCGCUGGGAGUCUGAUGACACCAUGUCACAGGUGAGCCACCGUCAGGCCACUCCCAUCAUCCCAUCUGCUCAGCUCCACCCACGCAGUGCCCGCUCACCCUCCUCGCUGUCCAAUGAGGGCCCGGAUGGUGGGGCCGCCCACGUGUGAAUGAUUUGAUUGAAAAAACAUCCCUACAGAUCAGUCCACAAGUCCACAAUUUGCUCUCCAGUGCCACGUCUGGUGCAGUGCACUUGGCAAAACAUACUUAAAAGUCUUAAAGAACCAACUCAAAGCCACAGCAGUAGAGUUAAAUAGUCCUGCAAAAAAGCUAUUUAUUUGGAUUUCUUUAUAUUAAAGUUAAAUGGGGCUUUAUAAUGCAAAAAUUAAGAUAUAUGGUUUUUAUGCGACCAGGAAGUUCUAAAACACAGUCUCACUAUUACUUAAUGAAAAUAAUUUUUUGUGGAUAUAAAGUGAAUUCGAUCUUAAGGUCAGUCAGUGGCAGCUUAGCUUUGGUUUGCUUCUAUUAACUAGGUACAAUUAAAGGCAUUUUCAAAUUGAGGUACAUUUAGCUUUUUCCAGCAAUCUUAGCUAUGAUCACUUCUAUUCAGUUUAUUAUUUCUUCAAUAAGCUACAACUCAUUCACAGUAUGCAAUGGUCCGUUUUCAUUAAAUUACUAAUAACAUCUAACCAAAAAAUUCAAGUAAAUUCUAUGUGAACCUGAUGGUCACUAAAAUCAGUAGAAGCCAAUGCAAAAAUGGCUAAGAACAUAUGUUUAUCACGUUUGUUCAUAUGUUUAUAUUUUAUAUCAGAUUUUUUGUACUGUAUCUUGCUAUAACUGAAUGCAUUGUUUACAGUUUGAUUGAAAUGC